Molecule: messenger RNA, 1269 nt
Organism: Colletotrichum higginsianum IMI 349063
Lineage: Eukaryota; Fungi; Ascomycota; Sordariomycetes; Glomerellales; Glomerellaceae
Product: Palmitoyltransferase
Exons: 2
Coding region: 1-1269 (422 amino acids)
Biological process (GO): peptidyl-L-cysteine S-palmitoylation; protein targeting to membrane
Cellular component (GO): Golgi apparatus; endoplasmic reticulum
Molecular function (GO): protein-cysteine S-palmitoyltransferase activity
Source: RefSeq, a predicted model, not a curated record
AUGUCGCAAGCCACCAGCACCAAAUGUGCCUCGCGAUGGGUGACGCGCAUCAUCCCCAUCAUAAUCACCGGCACAAGCGGCUAUGCCACCUACGUGAUCGUGGCCUACCUGGGCAGUUGGUUUCCUUUAGAUCCCGGGGCGUAUUUGAUGAAUUGGCUGACCUUUUCUGCAGUCGACUAUCUGUACAAAACCAGGGGCGAAGUCGGCGCCGCAGUCUCGACAAUCACGAUUUACCUGUUCUUCUACCUCCUCACCAUCGCCACCUACUUACGAACCUUCCUCGAAAUCAAGAUAGACCCAGGUCUGGUACCGCUAGGUCCUCAGGCGCAACACCCUUCGAGGGAGUCGAACAAGAAGCGCAGGCGGAGAAAAGAGGGCGACCUAGAAAGCCAGCCGUACUAUACUGGCCCUGACCAAGACCCGGAUAGCCCCGGUCUUGAAGGCUUCUACAGCAAAGAAGUAUUUGUGUGCGAGAGUGACGGACGGCCCAAGUGGUGCUCCGAGUGCCGCAACUGGAAGCCUGACCGCGCCCAUCACUCGAGCGAGGUGGGCCGUUGCGUGCGGAAAAUGGAUCAUUACUGCCCCUGGGUCGGCGGCAUGGUAUCGGAGACUUCCUUCAAAUUCUUCGCCCAAUUCACCUUCUACUGCACAUUGUACUGCACAGUUGCUCUCGCCCAGGCUGCCUAUUGUCUCGCGCUGCAGGUGCGAGACGGCACAGUCGACGGUAGGACAAUAUCGGGCGUUGCCAUCGCCGCGUUUUUUGGUCUUUUUACCUUCCUCAUGACCGCGACCUCGUGGCGCUUCAUCCUCCUCAACAUCACCAACAUCGAUGCCCUCCGCAAGUCGUGGGUGCAUCAGCUAGCGAUCAGGGUGCCUGACGGCACUCGUUCUGGCAGCGACUACGGGACAGUCACGUAUCCUCUACCAAAGUAUCCGCAGGGGAUAUCCACCUCAUCAGAUGCUACCGUGGACAGCGGGACUUCGCGCGAUCGCCUCGCAACCCGUACUUUUGCCAUUGUUAGGACUGAGCCGGAUGAAAACCCGUGGGAUCUUGGCUACAGGAGGAAUUGGACGUCUGUCAUGGGACAUGGCUUGGUCGAUUGGCUUCUGCCCAUUCACGGAUCACCUUGUGUCAACCACGACAGCAUGGAGAGUGACUACGAGAUGGGCCCGUUGAUACAGACCCUCCGGGAAAGGCAUGGCCUACCCGAUCCCAAGCAACCCUCUGGUGAACUGGAAAUGCGGGAGAUGCGGCCAAGCGGCUACUAG